Molecule: messenger RNA, 3190 nt
Organism: Osmerus eperlanus (European smelt)
Lineage: Eukaryota; Metazoa; Chordata; Actinopteri; Osmeriformes; Osmeridae
Gene: ldlra
Product: low density lipoprotein receptor a
Exons: 18
Coding region: 200-2902 (900 amino acids)
Biological process (GO): receptor-mediated endocytosis
Cellular component (GO): plasma membrane; signaling receptor complex; apical plasma membrane
Molecular function (GO): protein binding; calcium ion binding; hormone binding
Source: RefSeq, a predicted model, not a curated record
UUGUUGCCAAACACUUCAUACCGCGCGCAUCCUCCCCAGCCUCAUCCACGCAUACCGCUUCCAGCAAUAGCGGAAUCAGAAAACGUAUUUUACCUGGAGCAGUUGGUACGAGUUUUUGUUUGGUUUUAAAGAGAUAUCAUAAUAUAGUGUUUACAGGUUUAGCGUUACCGUAGUCUCGUGGGAGUCCAACCUGCUGAAGAUGGGACCGUGCUUCCUGUGUGUCCUGAUCCUGCUCGGCGGUGUGGCUCACACAAGUGCUCUGACCACCUGUGGCAGCAGCCAGUUCCAGUGUGGAGAUGGGAAGUGCAUCACGAUACGUUGGGUGUGUGACGGAACGGACGACUGUGGAGACGGAACUGACGAGCUUCCUGGAACCUGCAUGGUGAGGACCUGCAGGUCUACAGAGAUCAGCUGUGGCGGCCGUCUGAACCAGUGUGUUCCUUCUUCCUGGCACUGCGAUGGCAUGGUGGACUGUGAGAAUGGAGCUGAUGAGGGGAGCUGUGCUCCUAAGCAGUGCUCCUCCAGUGAGUUCCGCUGCUCCAGCGGUCAGUGUGUCUCCUCCUCCUUCCGGUGUGACGAGGAGCCGGACUGCGACGACGGCUCCGACGAGGCUUCCUGUCCGCCCGCCAGCUGCUCCUCCUCCUCCUUCCGUUGCCACAGCAACUCGGCCUGCGUGCCGCUGCUGUGGGCGUGCGACGGCGACACGGACUGCACCGAUGGCUCUGAUGAGGUGGGAUGUGGCCACGCCCCUUUGGCCGCGCAGGCCACGCCCGCCUGUUCGCCGCUUGAGUUUCCUUGCGGGAACGGGGAGUGUAUCCACGGCAGCUGGAGGUGUGACGGGGGGGCAGACUGCCUGGACCGCUCUGACGAGGACGGAUGCUCCCGGACCACAUGUCGUCCUGAUGAGUUUGAGUGUGGCGAUGGUUCCUGUAUCCGUGGCAGCCGUCAGUGUGACCGCCAGUAUGACUGUCGAGACCUUAGUGACGAGAUGGGCUGUGUCAACGUCAGCAGGUGUGAGGCUCCAGCCAUGUUCCGGUGUCGGAGUGGAGAGUGCAUCACCAUGGCGAAGGUGUGUGACAGGCAGAGGGACUGCCGUGAUUGGUCGGACGAGCCUCUGAGGGAAUGUGACUCUAAUGAGUGUCUGUCCAACAAUGGUGGCUGCUCCCACGUUUGCCAGGACCUGAAGAUCGGCUUCCAGUGUCUCUGUCCCUCUGGCUUCCAGCUGGUCGACACCAAGCGCUGUGAAGAUAUAGAUGAGUGUCUGAGUCCGGACACAUGUAGUCAGAUCUGUGUGAACCAGGUGGGAAGCUACAAGUGUGAGUGUGAGGAUGGCUACCAGGUGGACCCCAGCAGCUCCGCCUGCAAGGCCAUCGGCACGGUGGCCUACCUGUUCUUCACCAACCGCCACGAGGUAAGGAAGAUGACCCUGGACAAGAGCGAGUACACCUGCGUCAUCCCACGCCUCAAGAACGCCGUGGCCCUCGACAUCAACAUGGCCGCUAACAUCAUCUACUGGUCAGACUUGUCCCAGAAGAAGAUCUACAGUGCGUCCAUGGCCACGGCAGAAGGCCCCGCCCCCCCCAGAGUGGUGAUUGACAGCGACGUGUCGGCUCCCGAGGGCCUGGCAGUUGACUGGAUCCACGGCAACAUUUACUGGACCGACAGCAUCCGCAGCACUAUCUCCGUGGCAACGGCAGACGGAAGCCGGAGAAAGACUUUAUUCCAGAAAGAUCUGGCGAAGCCCCGCGCCAUCGUGGUGGACCCCCACAGCAACUUCCUAUACUGGUCGGACUGGGGAACAACAGCGAAGAUAGAGAAGGGGGGUCUGAAUGGAGGAGACCGCAACACUCUGGUCUCAGACAACAUUGUCUGGCCCAACGGCAUCACCCUGGAUCUGCUGAACCAGCGCCUGUACUGGGUGGACUCUAAGCUCCACACUCUCUCCAGCAUCAGUGUGCAGGGCGGGGGCAGGCGUACCCUCAUCAUGGACCAGAGCAGGCUGGCUCACCCCCUGGGCAUCGCUGUGUUCGAAGAGAAAGUGUUCUGGACAGAUGUGAGCAGGAACGUGAUCCAGAGUGCUAGCCGUCUGACGGGUGGAAACAUCCAGACACUGGCGGAGCACCUGGCCUCCCCAGAAGACAUCGUCCUGUUCCACAACCUCAAACAGCCCGCCGGUCGUGAUUGGUGCAAGAUAGCCAAUGGAGGCUGUGAGUUCCUGUGUCUGGCAGCACCCCAGGUGGGGAGCCAUGCCCCCAAGUACACCUGUGCCUGCCCUGACAACAUGCAGUUGGCCAAGGACCUGAGGGGCUGUGUCCCAGCUGCUCCUGCAGUUCCUGAUGCUCCCCCCACUCCCAGGACCCCCCCUCCGACCCCCCGCAAGACCCCCGCUCCAACUGUCCCCAGGACCCCCCCUCCGACCCCCCGCAAGACCCCCGCUCCAACUGUCCCCAGGACCCCCCCUCCGACCCCCCGCAAGACCCCCGCUCCAACCAUCCCCAGGACUCUCGCCCCCUCCACCACCUGGCCAACUCCUCUGGCCCCAAGACCGGAGCCCAGGAUCCCCACAGCCCAGCCCCCCAGCCAGCCUGCUGCCCCCCCCCAAGAGUCAGGGAGACCAGAGCUAGCCUCCAUACCCAGGACUGCCCCCCCCACCCAGACCGCCCUGUACAUCUCUGUUCCCAUAGUCGUGGUGGUUCUGGUGGCGUUCGUUGCCAUGGUGUUGUGGAGAAACUACCGUCUGAAGACCAGCAACACAAUCCACUUUGACAACCCAGUCUACCAAAAGACCACGGAGGACCAGGUGCACAUCUGCAGGAGCCACAGCCCUGACGGUUACUCCUACCCUGCGAGACAGGUAGUGAGUCUGGAUGAGGAGGCUGAUAACCCUGCCUUCAACUCCUAGAGAGGAGAGGAGCAGGAGCUGGCUUUAGAAGCUACAUGGACGGGAUUUUACCUCAGAGACACAUACCAGAGGCGCACUUCAAGACCAAACCACAACACCCUGAGACGCUGCCGGGGUGGAGAGGGAGGGAGGGAGGGAGGGAGGGAGGGAGGGCAGAGCAGCUGAACAAGGAAGGACAGGCUUCUUUUAUCCCUCCGUCCAAAAUCUCUGUUAUCGUCGUCGUCAUCCAGCCCACCACCGUCCUUCUGGAAGCUUCCAGAUCCUUCUGGUUCUGACUGGUUCUGACUG